UUUGAGAAAAUUCUUUUUUGAAUGAACAGCAUGUUAAAAUUUAUGAAUGCAAUUUUGGAGUCGAUCGCUGGAUGGAAUGAACAUAGACUGAGGACGGGUUGGCCCGAGCAGUGCGUCUAUGUAGGCUCCCUUCCAAGGAACGGCAUGCAUGCAAUCAUAAAUUCUAGGACAUGAAGCUUUGCCACAACCCAGUGACAGGCAGAAAGACGGGAUCCUUCCAAGAAUGCCUGUCACCCUGAUGUGAUGGGAUCACGUCAGGGUGACAUUCAUCACAUCAGGAUGGCUUGGAAACAAAGUACACAAUUAGGGUGGGGUUGUGUGCCUGUAUAUCCACCCUACCCGACAUUUACCUCCCCAUAAUGUAGCUCAACACUGGAAGACAGGUCACAGCAACUGAUCAAAAUGCUAUCUCUACAAGCACUCUAUUAUUUCUCAUGAUGUAAUGCUUGUAUCCAUUUGUGGGUUGGAGCAGGUGUUGUCAUGUCUGGCAGCAUCAUUGGGAACCCUGUCAGCUGGAGCUGUCAAUGGGUGGUCAGCAGGGGCACUGCCCUCCCUGGAUGCUGACCCACACAUCCAGAUGGGCACCUCAAACAAUGCCUGGGUAGUGGGUAUUGUUGCCCUGGGAGCCAUAGUGGGAAGUACGGUAGCUGGUCGUGUCACGGAUGUACUGGGCCGACGCAAAACUAUCCUUGCCAGCUGCCCCUUUCUGUUUGCUGGCUGGAUCAUCAUAGCACUGGCCUCCAAUCUGGGUUUUGUGCUCACUGGCAGAGCUUUGUGUGGACUUUCUACUGCUUUCUUAUUUUCUGCAGUACAAGUAUAUUGCAGUGAAAUUCCUGAGGGAGGGAUAAGAGGUCGCCUGGGAGCUGUGCCGUCACUAUUCGUCACCCUGGGCGUUGUCUUAACAUAUGUAGCUGGAGCCUGCUUCUCCUGGCGCACCAGCUGCUAUAUCUGCGCUACUCCUUGUGUUCUCACCUUUGUUGCCAUCAUCUUUGUUCCAGAGUCACCACAUUGGCUAUUACUUAGGGGAAAGAGAGAUGAUGCUGAGGUAGCUCUUAGACGGCUGAGAGGACCAAACUACGACUUGACAAAAGAAAUCACCGAAAUGGAAGCCAAAAUAGUAUCAGUGGGAAGAAAACACGAACUCGGCGAGCUGUGGCGACCACGUACACGAAGACCAUUCUUAAUAGCCCUUUUCAAUAUGACUCUUCAACAAAUUAGUGGGGGUAAUAUUCUCAUAAUGUACACAGGAAACAUUUUUAUAUCAGCAGGUGUUGCAAACCACAACAUGGCCAUUGUGUACACAGGUUUGGUUCAAAUUGCUGGUACACUUUUGUCAGUUAUACUAAUGGACCAUGCUGGACGUCGGCCAAUGAUUGUGAUUUCUACUGCUGUAAUGGGCAUAUCAAUAAUCAUGCUUGGGAUUUAUUUUUACAUGAUUAAUGUAGUGGGUGAUCUGUGGCCAGGGUGGGUGCCACUGACCACAGUACUGGUGGCAGUCUUCGGGUACUGCCUGGGGUGUCGCACCAUCCCCUUUCUCUUAUCUGCCGAGCUCUUUAACACUACCAUCAGGUCUACUGCCAAUAAUGUCACUUUCUUCUACAACCGCAUCCUCAACUUUGCUGUCAUACAGACAUUCCCAUAUUUUGAAGAGUCAGCUGGAGCAUACACAGUGUUCUUUGUAUUGGGUGGACUGUGUCUGGCAUGCUGUGGCAUCUCUCUCAUCUGUGUUCCGGAGACCAAGGGAAAAACUCUAGAGCAGCUUCAGGAGUACUUCGAGAAAAAGUCUACCUCAACACCAGAAUGUAAAGUUAAUGACAAGAAGAUUCAAGAGCCAACAAUAAGUUACAAUGAUGUCACCAGCAAGACCAGCAAAAGUUUAAUUGCACCAUCCUCUUGUACUCUUGUGAAUGAAAAUGUUACAAACACCUCUAGAGGAUUAUCAAGUACCUGUACUAAAACAAUAGUACAUAGUGAAAAGGGCAAACAAGAUGAGAGUUCUGUAGAAAGCACAAAAUUAUAAGUAAACACCUUUGACAGUUGAGGAGAAUGUGCCAGCAGACAUUCCUCAUGUCCACAGUAUAGAAAGCACAAUAUAUUACCCACCAUAUUACAUCCUUUAGUCCUCAUAUGCCCAUACAUGCAUAUGGAUAUAUUUUUCUUGUGUUUGAUAUCAACAUUGUAUUUUUAUAUAAUCUAUCUAGUUUUAGUAAAUUAAUCAAUACUAUAUAAAUGAACAAAUUAAUUUAUUAAUAAAAACUGAGUAUUUGUGUACAACUUUUUUAUGUGUAUGAUACAGUACCUCAAAUAAAAUUCCUAAGUAUUGAACUUAACCUUAUUUUCUUUAGUUUUAAUAGUAUCUUCCAAUGUUUUGAGGCACAGGAUUUACAGGAUUAAAGGCAUAUAAUACAGGAUUUAUGUGAUACAAGAGGCAGAGUAUGGCCAGAAUCCCAUGAGAAAUACCAUCAGCAUCCUUCCCCAAGAUACAAGAGAUUUAUGUUGAUCAUAUGACUGAAAACUUUGCAAACACAACUACUGAGGAAAUUAUGCUUAAACUCAUUUGGAAAGUACCGGGUGUCUCACAUGUGAUUAUGAUUUUUAAAUACAGUACUAUAAUACGGGCUGUAGAUGGCAGUUUAUCUGAUAAUGUAUCCUAU
Messenger RNA from Procambarus clarkii (red swamp crayfish), 2654 nucleotides. Lineage: Eukaryota; Metazoa; Arthropoda; Malacostraca; Decapoda; Cambaridae. The record is from RefSeq and is a predicted model, not a curated record.